Molecule: messenger RNA, 1796 nt
Organism: Macrosteles quadrilineatus (aster leafhopper)
Lineage: Eukaryota; Metazoa; Arthropoda; Insecta; Hemiptera; Cicadellidae
Product: alpha-tubulin N-acetyltransferase-like
Exons: 8
Coding region: 310-1116 (268 amino acids)
Biological process (GO): alpha-tubulin acetylation
Cellular component (GO): microtubule
Molecular function (GO): tubulin N-acetyltransferase activity
Source: RefSeq, a predicted model, not a curated record
CUGUCGAUUUAAGAUUCUCUAGGUUACGUUACGUUGUUCGUUGUUGCAAUAAUUCUAGUUUCAGUCGCAAGUCCUUUUUUGAACAUAAUAUCGUAAUACGUCAUUAAAACUUCAGGAAGUUGUAGGUUGUAGUAGUUUAGUUUGAGUUUCUGUCUACACUCUACUCUGGACUGAGGUUGUCGUUGUAAUCUAAACUAAAUCUAUCUAUCAAACAUCUACAUCACACAUCUAUCUUGUUGGUUGUAGAACGUUUCUGUAAACUUUUAAAAUCAAUUUUUUUGUAUUCUUUGUUGAAAUAGUGCCUUAAAUAUGGAAUUCAAUUACAACUUAAAUGAAAUCUUCCAAAAUUAUAUUUCCAAAGUAUGUAACACUCUGCUACCAGCGGAUUUCAACGGUGACAGAAAAAGAGCAUCACAUGUAGCAAGCCAAGUGGCGGAUAUAGUAGACUCCAUGGGACUGGCCUCAGCCAAAGCACAAGGCCUACACCAUCCUAUCACCAGUGCAGAGAAAUCAAGAAACUGUGAUCACACUCUCUAUAUCAUGAUUGACCCUAGGGAAAACCAUGGAAACGGAAGCGUUGUCGGUAUUCUGAAGAUGGGAGUGAAACAUUUGUUCCUGUUUGACGCAACUGGCAUGGUCCAUGAGAAGGAGACGUUGUGCGUACUUGACUUCUAUGUCCAUGAAUCAAAGCAGAGGACUGGACUAGGAAAGAUAAUGUUUGACUAUAUGUUGGAGGAUAAAGACACUGUGCCUUGUAAACUAGCGAUUGACAAACCAUCUCAAACAUUCUUGUCCUUCCUGAACAAGCACUAUGGGUUAGCAAAGAUAUACCCUCAGAACAACAACUUUGUUCUGUUUGAAGGCUUCUUCGAUGAAAAACGUGAUGUUUCUUCCUCUCUGGAAUCGCUUGAAAACUCGUAUGUAUCCGAGAAGUCCAGGCAUGAAAAGGAGGUUCGCGACAACAAUCAAUCUGUAACUGACAGACGUGAACGGGAAGACUACUUGCCACACCUGUAUGGCCGGCACACUGCAUUCAAACCGCAUGACACCAUGGGAGACAUUAUUGGGGACGGUUCAACUGGUCACAACCAGUCUCCGACCAGGAAUGGAGAAUAACCUGGCUCACUCCGUCCGACAUGAACCAACACUCCGCUCUCUGGUAGAGAGAGUUUUCCUGUAACGUUUAUUUAUUUUUACGAUAUUACAUUUUCACUUUGUAAAUAGCAGUUUUUUUACUUACUUUUAAGUUAAAAGGAAUUGGUGCGGUUGUUUAUAUUCAUGCACCCAUUAUGAAUAGUUAGUUUGCAAAUUUUGGAUAGCAGUCAUGUUUAACUUAAUUUUAGUGAAGGUAAGGUUAAGUUGGUAAUCAACGAUUAACUGUUUACUUUUAGUUUAUUCAUUGACGGCUAGAGUACGCCAAUGGUUCACUGUACGCUAUAUGUGAUUUAGACUAUAUUAACGUAUAUUUAACAAAUUUAUUAAUUUAAUUUGGUUUUGUCUCUUUUUUUAUCUGUACUUGUUAAUAUUUGUACGCACAGUUGAAGGCAUUGAGACAAAGUGAAUUCCCAAAGGUAUUCGUUUGAUGUGCUACCUAUCUUUUAUUAUUUGUCUCGCUAUCCUUUUUUUAAUUUCUAUAUUUAACUUUGAGUCUGAGAAUUUUGCUGAGUUUAUAAAUAUAUUUUAUGUCAGUAAAUGUCUGUAAUAACAUUUUAACGGUGCGCUUAAACGAUGCAUAGAUAACUUACCAUUCUAUUUAUAACCAUUUUGUGGUAUUCAAAUAUAAUGUUUUACAUCAA